AUGGCGGAUCCGGGUUCACCUGUGGAUUAUUCCUCUCCUGGAGAACAGUUAUACACAUAUCCGGAUAUCGAUGAAUCCAUCCAAUAUCCGUGGCGAGAGGAUGAGGCUGCCUUGGCCCAAGCCAAUUAUGGUGUACCCGCGAUCGAUCCUCGAUUGUACCAAGACUCGUUUUCGGCCGGGUCCGGAGACCCUGGACUGGUGGAUGGCUACGCCUUGGAGAGUGAGGACGAAUUUGACGAUAGUCAAAUAGCUCACCAGACGGGCUAUGUCGAUGAAAUGGACGACGAUGAUUCUGAAUAUGAGCAAUCGGGAAGUGAAAGCGACAGCGAUGAGGAUGACGACUCUGAAGAUGAGGGUUCUGAUGACUCGGUUGCAGCGCGUCAUCGUCGCCGGGGUGGGGGACGAUUUGCUCGCUAUGGUGCUCGCGGCAGGAAAGGUGUAAAACGAGGGCCGCGCAAGCCGCUGGAUCCAGGUCCAGAAUUCAAGAUUUAUCAUUCCGAGGCUACGUCUGCCUUCAUUGAUGGCGAUUACGACCGAGCGCACGAGUAUGUGAACCAGGCGAUUCAGAUCAACCCUGAAAUGUUCCCGGCGCACUCGCUCCUGUCAGAGAUUUGGCUGGCCAGAGGAGACAAAGUACGAGCCUUGCAGGCACUUUGGAACGGUGCGCAUACUCGACCCAAGGACCCUACGGUGUGGAUGAAGGUAGCGCGUCUCCUGCUGGAUCGUGCGGGAGAAAGUCGAGGAAGCGUUUUGAACGACGUGAUCUAUUGCUAUAGUCGCAUUGUGGACAUUCAACCGAGAAACUACAACGUGCGCUUUCAAAGGGCAGCCCUCUAUCGAGAACUAGGACACAACGGCAAAGCUGCCGGCGAGUACGAGCGGAUCUUGCACGAAAGGCCGUACAGCAUACGAGCCCUGCGACACAUCGCCGAGAUCUUCAUUGAUUUGAAUGACGUCGAGCGCGCCAUUGUCCAUUGGUCCAAAAGUGUGAACCAUUUUUUGACUCUUGAUCCGGAUCGUGUCCAAGACUUCUCAUGGUCUGAUAUUAAUAUCUAUGCCGAGCUUUUCGGAUAUGUCAAUCGACCCAGGGAAGGGCUCUACCACCUCAAAUCACUUUCGAGGUGGAUCUUAGGUCGGAAAGAUGACAUUAUGUGGGCCGACUUUGAGGAUGAUGAUCGAGAGUGGGAUUCGCAAGACUCUCCUCGUCGUAUCAAAACGGAUGGGUACGUGCCUGGUCACUGGCCGCGAGACAGCUAUGGACUUGGAUUGCCAUUGGAACUCCGUGUCAAGAUGGGUGUGUUUCGACUUAAAAUGGGCGACAAGUACUAUAAUGAAGCCAUGCAUCACCUGGAGUAUUUGAAUCCAGAUGAUACUUCGGAAGGAGCACGGAUUUUCGACUACGGCGAUCUCUUUAGAGAGGUGGCCGAUGCCCUGAAAGAGCUUGGUUUACUUGAAGAAGCGCUCCGCUUUUACGAACCCAUCCAACACACAUCAGAGCAUGCUGAUGUUGGCUUUUUUCUCGCGAUGGCCGACUGUUGCAUGCAAUUGGGAAAAGUCGAGGAUGCCGAAAGUUGCUAUCUCACCGUUGCUGAUCACGAUUCAAGUAAUAUCGAGUCUCGCGCACAGCUUGCGAAACUAUACGACAGUCUGGGCAUGCCGGACCAGGCCUACAAGUACGUCAACGAAGCCGUCCUGCUCAGUCGACAAGAGACCAGGACCCGAAGGAGGAGAAAGGACGCCCGGCUGGAACAGCUCGCUGCUGAGUUUCGGAGGUCUGGUCCAGUUACCUUCAGACCGCUUGCCCCCAAGCCCACUGUGCAGGCUGAGACCGAGGGUGCCCAACUCCCUGGAGAAGGCGGCCGUACGGAUGAUAUCACAUUCCUCUACACCACAUUGCAGCAGUUGGAACCCAAAGUCAAGGAAGGGAAUCUGGAUGCAAUUGAGGACUGGCUUGACAUUGCAGAUGUCUUACUGCGCGAGUUUCGUUCGAAUCGCAUCUUCUAUCCGAUGGCGCGUACAACUGAAUUCUCAGGUUACGUCAGCCAGACAUCACGCCGAGGCAACGGAUCCAAAGAGAACACUUUCUUGACCGAGAUGGAGGAGAUAGCAGGACGUUUACAGAAGUCGAGAGGGUCAGCUGGUGUCGACGAACAAGAACCUCUGCAGGGGGCAAUACCGACAGAAUAUCAUGGCAUAUCGUUUGACGCUUGGCUUGACCUGUUUCUCCAAUAUUCGCUCCUCGCCACUGAACAGGGCGAACCGAUUGAUGCUUACGAGGCUCUGGAGAGCGCUGCCACUGCUAGUGUUUGGUUCCACGACAAACGCAAGUCCCGCAUGAUCCAUGUUUGCUGGUUCACGUGUGCACUUCGUGCGCAGGAUGAGGAUGUCCUCACAACCGAGGCUCGAUGGUUUGUGAAAGAGUACCAGUUCGUGACGGAUACAUAUCGUCUUUUCUCAAUGCUCGGUCACCUCGCGGGCAAUCCCCGGAAGUCACUGUUCAAUUCUUCCCCGAGCAUGAAGUUCAUGCUCCGUCAGAUCAAGGCCAUGGACUUUACACUACCGGAUGCAGAAGGUAAACCUAAAGCACCACGACAAUCUGUCUGGAGAGAACGGGCUGCUCUUUCCACGAAGGACGAGAAUGGACAUGACGUGCCCGCGUACGAGCUCGACAUUGCCUUGCUGGUACUCUAUGGCCAUAUCCUCUAUUCUGGAAACAGUUUCUAUCCGGCUCUGAACUACUUCUUCCGUGCCUACGCCCUCGACGACCAGAACCCAGUGGUCCUGCUGUCUAUUGCCUUGUGCUAUAUUCAUCAUUCGCAAAAGCGCCAGUGUGACAAUCGCCAUUAUCUCAUCAUGCAAGGCCUGUCAUUUCUGCACGAAUACCGCCGUGUUCGCGGAAAGCGUGGUGCUUCGCUCCAGGAGCUUCAAGAGAUCGAGUUCAAUUUUGCACGUGCGUGGCAUGGCCUCAAUCUCUCUCACUUGGCCAUCGAAGGCUACCAUCGGGUGCUUCAACUUAGUAAACAGAUUCAGCAACAUGCUUCGCAAAGUACCAGUGACGUCAAUGACGACGGCGAUAUUCAGAUGGCUGAAGCCCACGAGUCACCAGUUCCUCACAGCCAAGGCUUUGUUGAGGAUUUUUCUCGAGAAGCUGCGUUCGCUCUACAAUGUCUCUACGCCCUUGGUGGCGAUGCGUCUACGGCCAAAGACGUCACUGAGAAGUGGCUUGUCAUUUAA
This is a messenger RNA of Penicillium oxalicum, 3234 nucleotides long. RefSeq names its product tetratricopeptide repeat protein. Lineage: Eukaryota; Fungi; Ascomycota; Eurotiomycetes; Eurotiales; Aspergillaceae. The coding region runs from base 1 to 3234 and encodes 1077 amino acids. The record is from RefSeq and is a predicted model, not a curated record. The transcript is spliced from 5 exons. Gene Ontology annotation, molecular function: protein binding. Gene Ontology annotation, biological process: transcription by RNA polymerase III. Gene Ontology annotation, cellular component: transcription factor TFIIIC complex.